GAGGUUGUCGAGCGAGUGGGUGUGUUUUACCGGAGCAGUCGCAGCGCAGUGUCUGAAGUAGAAGGGCGUUACGAAUAGGAGGUUAAAAUUACGAAAUUCAGUGUGUCUUCGGAUUUUAAUAUCGCAGCCAUGAGUUCUGCAGAAGGAAAUUGCUGUGCAGAGUUCUUAUCUCUAAUUCGGCUUUCUCUCAAGUCACCCUCAAUGGCCUCACAGGGCUCAAAUUUUGAAGGAAGUGUCCCUCAUGCGUUUGUGACGAUGGGAGCUUCGGGUGAUCUGGCAACUAAGAAAAUUUAUCCAACCCUGUGGUGGUUGUAUCGUGAUAGAUUGCUUCCUAGCAACACGACAUUUUAUGGAUAUGCUCGCUCAAAGAUGACAGUUGAAGAGCUGCGAAAAAAAUGCCACCAGUACAUGAAUGUAAAGCCAGAAGAAGAGGACAGAUAUGAACAGUUUUGGAAACUGAAUAAUUAUAUAGCAGGAAGUUACAAUGAUCAUGGUGAUUUUAAGAUGUUAAAUCAAGCCCUGAUUCGCCAUGAGAAUGGAAUAGCAGCUAACAGGCUUUUCUAUCUUGCAUUGCCACCUUCUGUGUUUAAGGAUGUAACUGUAUUAAUCAAUAAUCACUGCAUGGGGAAAAAUGGCUGGACUCGAGUGAUUAUAGAGAAGCCCUUUGGUCAUGAUGCAGAUAGUUCUCUGAAGUUGUCAAACCAUUUGGCAUCAUUGUUCAAAGAAGAACAACUUUAUCGCAUUGACCAUUAUCUUGGAAAAGAAAUGGUUCAGAAUCUCAUGACUUUGCGAUUUGGAAAUCGUAUCUUCAGUCCAACAUGGAAUAGGGAAUGUAUCUCUUCAGUCCUUAUAUCCUUCAAGGAGCCAUUUGGGACUAUGGGUCGUGGUGGCUACUUUGAUCAAUCUGGAAUAAUUAGGGAUGUGAUGCAGAAUCAUUUAUUGCAGAUUCUAAGUUUAGUUGCAAUGGAGAAACCAGUAUCAAUUCAUCCAGAUGACAUUCGAAAUGAGAAGGUGAAAGUAUUAAGAUUCAUUAGUCCGUUGAAAUUGGAUGAUGUGAUAUUAGGCCAAUAUACUGGUGAUCCAGUAGGAGAAGGCGAUGCUAAGUUUGGAUACUUGGAUGAUCUUACUGUCCCUGAAGGUUCUUGCACUGCAACAUAUGCACUUGCCGUACUGAAAAUAAAUAAUGAGCGUUGGGACGGUGUUCCAUUUAUUUUACGCUGCGGCAAAGCUCUGAAUGAAAGAAAAGCAGAAGUGCGAAUUCAGUAUCGUGAUGUGCCUGGUGAUAUUUUUGGUGGAAAACUGAAAAGGAAUGAGCUGGUGAUUAGAGUUCAGCCAGGAGAGGCAGUAUAUAUCAAAAUGAUGACAAAAACUCCUGGUAUGACUUUUGAUAUGGAAGAAACUGAACUUGAUCUUACAUACGGUAGCAGAUACAAGGAAGUGAAGAUGCCAGAUGCAUAUGAACGACUGAUACUGGAUGUUUUCUGUGGCUCUCAGAUGCACUUUGUUCGCUCCGAUGAGCUGUCUGAAGCGUGGAGAAUUUUUACUCCACUGCUACAUCAAAUUGAGUCUGAGAAAGUUAAACCUCUUCCAUACAAGUAUGGAUCUCGGGGACCGAAGGAGGCAGAUGCCAAGUGCAGUGAGUUUGACUUCAGGUAUUAUGGUUCAUACAAAUGGGUGAAAAACCACUAAACUGUUUCACAGAAGAUUAAAUUUGAGGCUUUCAUGGCAGUGAAAGUUUGGAUUUAGAUUCUGGGUUAUGGCAUCUUGUAGAGUCAUUGAACUGAUUCUUGUUCAUAGAUCACAAACUGAGAACAAGUUAUCAUUUCCAGUUUAUUAUUUUUGCAUUAUUUUAUUUUUUUUUCUAAUUUUAUUUGUUGAGAUAUAUGAAUAAUAAUUUAUGGUGUUGAAUAUAAAAAUUGUUUAGAAUAAAAACAUGUUGAUCAUCUUAAAGGUACUUAAAUUAAUAAACUGGAAUAAGGAAAACAGAAGAAUCAGAUUCCUCUGAAUUAUUUGAAGAAUGUAUAAGACUACAUGAUGUCAUAACCAAGAUGACAAUCUAAAUAUUUCACAAAAGAUAAAAAAAAAA
Messenger RNA from Cryptotermes secundus, 2086 nucleotides. It is a transcript of the gene Zw, whose product is annotated as glucose-6-phosphate 1-dehydrogenase. Gene Ontology annotation, biological process: pentose-phosphate shunt, oxidative branch; glucose metabolic process. Bases 130 to 1689 code for a protein of 519 amino acids. Gene Ontology annotation, molecular function: NADP binding; glucose-6-phosphate dehydrogenase activity. The record is from RefSeq and is a predicted model, not a curated record. The transcript is spliced from 10 exons. NCBI's taxonomy places the organism in Eukaryota, Metazoa, Arthropoda, Insecta, Blattodea, Kalotermitidae. Gene Ontology annotation, cellular component: cytosol.